GUGAACCCUGCUCGGCAGUCGGCAGUCGGCACUCGUUGCAAUUGAUAUUUGGAAAUAAAAAUUAUUGUAAAAUUAUUCUUAAAAUUUGAAUUUUCAAGUACCUUAUUGUUAUUUAGAUCAACGAGAUCUUUUACACAGAUAUUAUAUAACUCAGUAAUAUGGCAGUAGCUUUGUGUCUUUUCCGAAAGGCACUUAUGCAAAAUAAUGUGCUUUGCCGAUCUUUGAGUUGUUCGUCUACACUGCAAUCAAAACAAUGGCGGCUUUCAAAGGGGUUAUCAUCAAAUCGCAAUGCUGAAGGAAUUCUUACGGAUGGCCCUGACUACACAUUUUUAGACGGCAGACCUACACCUUUGCUUCAAAAGCAAAAACUCAGGAUGUUAAGGCAACAAGAGUAUGUUACAAAAAUUGUUGAACUAUCAGCAGAAUUAGAUUUUGCAAAACAAAAGUAUCAGGAUGACAAUAGAAAAGAGGCAGAAGAAAGAGAUGCGAUUAUCAAAGAUAGAUUAAAGAGAAAAGGGAAGCACCUAAAGGGAAAAUAGUUGUAUGCUCAUAGAUGUAUAGUUAAUUAAGUAGAAAAUAAAUUUGUUUAAUUA
Messenger RNA from Pieris napi, 593 nucleotides. It is a transcript of the gene mRpL52, whose product is annotated as 39S ribosomal protein L52, mitochondrial. Gene Ontology annotation, biological process: mitochondrial translation. Bases 159 to 539 code for a protein of 126 amino acids. The record is from RefSeq and is a predicted model, not a curated record. Gene Ontology annotation, cellular component: mitochondrial large ribosomal subunit. The transcript has 3 exons. Lineage: Eukaryota; Metazoa; Arthropoda; Insecta; Lepidoptera; Pieridae. Gene Ontology annotation, molecular function: structural constituent of ribosome.